GUUCACUUGACGCAACCUCUGUGUACGGGACUUGCUAUUUACCAAACGAGCUCCUUCAAAGCAUUUUCUUUGGGAAAAACUUAAGCGUGAUUACAUUUUACUGUAUGAGACGCUUCUCGACUUGUCAUUAAGAUGCGACAAAUUACUACUGACUGGAGGCCAACGCAAUUCCAAACAUCAAGUCAAAGAGUCAAACAUGGAAAAUCAGAAGAGGAAAUCCAAGUCACGACGAACAACUGAAAGAAAAAAAUGAAGAUAAUCAUGGACUUUCAACUGCCAACGCUGCAAGGUUUAUGACCUAUUUUGCAAGAUCUGCAAGAAGAGCUAAUCACCAAACGUUCCAGACACACCUCCUUAUGAGUCCCGCAAACGUCACUGUAGAAGAUCUUGAGAUUCCUGAGAAGCACGAUCCCCUCCACGUUAAACAGGAGGAGGAGUCCGACAUCCUGUUGAUCAAACAGGAGGCAGAGCCAGAUACCCCUGAUAUUAAAGAAGAAAAACAGGAAGUUGAAAUCCUCAAGUUUCCAAUGGGUGUCAGUGUGAAGAGCGAAGAAGACAAAGCUCCAAGCAAAAAGAGCGGAGCAGCGAAACCUUCGAGCGACAGCUCAUUUCAGCACCUGACAACAAAAGGAGAGGGACGAUCGCAACCGGACAGCCUCUUAGCUCCGCUUUCAGACAGCGACGACAUAACGUCACAUUCUUCUGACUUUAAUACUGAUGAGGAGGAGAAUGACUUUGACCAAAAUGCUUCAAAAUCCUUAGACAAGUCAUCAUUGAAAAGAGACACAAAAGAAGGCGCGGUUGGGAAACGUUUUGCCUGCUCACUUUGCGAUAAAACAUAUACUUGGAAAUGCGACUUAAAGGCACACAUGCGUACUCACACUGGAGAGAAGCCUUUUGCCUGCAAAGUUUGUGGUAAAAGAUACUUCAAGAAGGCAAGUUUAAACAUUCACACAAGAACACACACUGGAGAGAAGCCUUAUGCCUGCACACUUUGUGAUAAAAAAUACUCCUCAAAGAAAUGUUUAACUAUUCACACAAGAAACCAUACUGGAGAGAAACCUUUUGCCUGCACAGUUUGUGGUAAAAGAUACUUGACGAGGGGAAAUUUAAACAUUCACACAAGAACACACACUGGAGAGAAGCCUUAUGCCUGCACACUUUGUGGUAAACGAUUCACUCAGAAGGGACAAUUAGUAUUGCACACAAGAAACCACACUGGAGAGAAGCCUUUUGCCUGCACACUUUGUGAUAAAAAAUUCUUCAUGAAGGCAAAUUUAAACAGACACACAAGAACACACACUGAAGAGAAGCCUUUUGUCUGCACAUGUUGUGGUAAACGAUUCCCUCAGAAGGGACUAUUAGUAUUGCACACAAGAAACCACACUGGAGAGAAGCCUUUUGCCUGCACACUUUGUGGUAAAAAAUUCUUCAUGAAGGCAUAUUUAAACAUUCACACAAGAACACAUACUGGAGAGAAGCCUUUCGCCUGCACACUUUGCGAGAAAAGAUUCAUUCAUAAGGGACAAUUGGUAUUGCACACAAGAAACCACACUGGAGAGAAGCCUUUUGCCUGCACAAUUUGUGGUAAAACAUUCUUUGGGAAGGGAGAUUUAAACAAACACACAAGAACACACACUGGAGAGAAGCCUUUUGCCUGCACACUUUGUGGUAAAAGAUUCAUCAGGAAGGGAGAUUUAAACAAACACACAAGAACACACACUGGAGAGAAGCCUUAUGCCUGCACACUUUGUGAUAAAAAAUACUCCACGAAGGCAAAUUUAAACAUUCACUCAAGAAGGCACACUGGAGAGCAUUUUGCCUGCACACUUUGUGAUAAAAAAUUCUUCAGGAAGGGAGAUUUAAAAAAACACACAAGCACACACACUGGAGAGAUAACUUUUGCCUGUACACUUUGUGAUAAAAAAAUUCACCAGUAAGGCAAAUUUAAACAUUCACACAAGUACACACACUGGAGAGAAGCCUUUUGCCUGCACAAUUUGUGGUAAACAAUUCGCCCAUAAGGGAAGUUUAAACAUUCACACAAGAACACACAGUGGAGAGAAGCCUUAUGCC
This is a messenger RNA of Corythoichthys intestinalis (scribbled pipefish), 2076 nucleotides long. Its product is annotated as gastrula zinc finger protein XlCGF57.1-like. Gene Ontology annotation, molecular function: DNA-binding transcription factor activity; RNA polymerase II cis-regulatory region sequence-specific DNA binding. The coding region runs from base 294 to 1940 and encodes 548 amino acids. Gene Ontology annotation, biological process: regulation of transcription by RNA polymerase II. NCBI's taxonomy places the organism in Eukaryota, Metazoa, Chordata, Actinopteri, Syngnathiformes, Syngnathidae. The transcript is spliced from 4 exons. The record is from RefSeq and is a predicted model, not a curated record.